UCUCUCUCUCAACCCUCUCCGAACCCUAAUUUCUCUCAACCGAUCGAAUCAAUCUUCUUCAGCCCCAUAUGAUUCAAUCUCAGAGCGAAUGGUGAUUCAUCUUAGAUCCAAUCUCAGAACGAUUAGCGAUUUCGAUUUUGAGAUUUCGAAGCUCCACCACUUCCACCAUCUGUACCACGAGGUGAACGAGCACCAUCUACUAAGGCUUUGAGGAAUCCUCUAGUCAUGAUGAAAGAAAAGAACUCCAAUCAGAUUAUGAAAUCUCGGAGGAUGAAAAGAGGACAAGAAUUGGGAGUUUGAAGAAGAAAGCAGUUAAUGCAUUUAAUAAAAUUAAGCAUUCUCUUAAGAAGAAAAGUAAAAGGAAAAACGAGAAUCAGACUUCAGUUUCAAUAGAGGAUGUCUGGGAUGCUAAACAGUUAAAGGUUGUAGAUGCUUUCCGACAAGAACUGAUCUCAAAUGACAUGCUACCAGCAAGACAUGAUGAUUAUCAUUUGAUGUUGAGGAAGUUUGGUACUAAGAAAACAAAGCACAUGUGGGCUGAAAUGCUUCAAUGGAGGAAAGACUCUGGUGCUGGCACUAUCAUGGAGGAUUUUGAGUUCAAAGUGUUGAAUGAAGUUGUACAACACUACCCACAGGGUUAUCAUGGUGUUGAUAAGAAGGGAAGGCCCAUAUACAUUGAAAAACUUGGAAAAGAUGAUCCAUACAAGCUUAUGGAAGUGACAAAUUUGGAUCAGUUUGUGAGAUACCAUGUGCAAGAAUUUGAGAAAACUCUUACUAUCAAGUUUCAUGCCUGCUCUAUUGCUGCAAAAAGACACAUUGAUUCAAGUACAACAAUUUUAGACGUUCAUGGCGUGGGUUUUAAGCAGCUAACUAAACCUGUAUGAGAAGUCAUUAUGCUGCUGCAGAAUAUUGAUAAUGACAACUAUCCUGAGAUAUGAUUUAGAAAUUUGUUGUGCUUAGAAUCGUCUCACCAAGAUACACACUUGCCAUCUUUACGCUGUUGUUCAUUUGAAUUUUGAAUUGUAUAUAUCCCCCUGAAAGAUGGAUCACUUUUGGAAUUAUAGUUUUGCAGACACUUGGUCGUAUGUUUAUUAUAAAUGUUGGUUCUGGCUUUAGGCUGCUCUGGAACCCAGUGAAGGGUUUCCUUUAUCCCAAAACAGCUACGAAGAUUCAUGUUCUUAGCAGGAAAUUCC
Camellia sinensis is the source of this 1193-nucleotide messenger RNA. The record is from RefSeq and is a predicted model, not a curated record. NCBI's taxonomy places the organism in Eukaryota, Viridiplantae, Streptophyta, Magnoliopsida, Ericales, Theaceae.